This is a messenger RNA of Aureobasidium subglaciale EXF-2481, 1638 nucleotides long. RefSeq lists its product as uncharacterized. Lineage: Eukaryota; Fungi; Ascomycota; Dothideomycetes; Dothideales; Saccotheciaceae. The record is from RefSeq and is a predicted model, not a curated record. Gene Ontology annotation, molecular function: ligase activity. Bases 1 to 1638 code for a protein of 545 amino acids. The transcript has 7 exons.
AUGUCGUUAAACUCGAAUAAGUUUCCCACCAUUGCAUCUGCGGUCAAUCGAAAAGAUCCGCAAUUUGUCAGUAACACCGAAAAGUGGCAGCCAGUACUAUCCCGCUUCGAAGAUGCACUUUUGACGUCAGCUUCUCAAGGGCACGAUGCAGGUCAAGCUCGCCACUUGAAGCGUGGUCAGCUCCUGGCACGAGACCGGGUAUCACUACUUUUAGAUCCCGAAUCACCAUUCUUGGAGCUAUGCGCCGUAGCCGGAUUUGAUGACGAAGACUCAAGCCCUUCUGCAAGCAUUGUCAGUGGCAUUGGCUUGGUCAAUGGAGCUCUUGUUCUGAUAUUCGCUCACAUCCCUACUUUAUCGGGUGCGGCCUGGAACGAGCGCACAGUCCAGAAACAGAACAGAGUGACCAGGAUUGCGACCGAGAAUAAGCUGCCGAUCAUCGCUCUUGUGCAAUCUGCGGGUGUGUUCCUUCCACAACAGUUCAAGGUGUUCCAUGCUGGCGGUCAGAUCUUUCGAGAUCUUGCGAUGAGGACCAAAGAAGGCUGUCAGUCUUGCGCUGUAGUAUUUGGUUCUUCGACAGCAGGAGGAGCAUAUCACCCUGCUCUCUCUGAUUACACUAUCAUGGUGAAAGAUCAAGCACAGGUCUUUCUCGGUGGACCACCGUUAGUGAAGAUGGCAACUGGGGAAGUCACCGACGCAGAGACGUUAGGCGGUGCUGAGAUGCAUGCUUCCGUCACUGGUCUUGCAGACCAGCUAGCUACUGACGAAUUUGAUGCCAUACAAAAAGCGAGAAGAUGGGCUCUCACGCUCACGAAUACCAGUCGUGUAAGCCUCGUCUCGUCUCUGCCAGAGUCACUACCGGAGCCUCCGUUACAUGAUUCGGAGGACAUCUUGGGUAUCGUAAACCCUGAUAUCCGUAUGCCAAUGGAUAUGAUGGAGAUCCUCCUUCGCGUGGUGGACGGAUCGAGACUCGAGCUGUACAAACCAAAUUUCGGAAAGGCUUUGAUAACAGCCUGGGCACAUAUCCACGGGCAUCUCGUUGGUUGUAUCGCCAACAAGACUCCAGUCAUCCAGAUGGACGAAUCUGACAAGUCGACCGCUUUCAUCCAUCUCUGCAACCAAAACAACAUUCCCAUCAUCUUCUUCCACAAUGUGACUGGCUUCAUGGUCGGAACACGCACGGAAAAGGCCGGCUUGAUCAAGAAGGGUGCACGUCUGGUCUCUGCAGUCAGCACAAGCAGCGUUCCACACAUAAGCAUAAUCUGCGGCGCAUCGUACGGUGCUGGGAAUUACGCAAUGUGUGGUCGCGCCUACAGACCACGAUUCCUCUUCUCUUGGCCAAUGUCACGUUGUUCGGUCAUGGGCGCUGCACAGCUAUCUGGCGUUAUGGAAACAGUGCAGAGGGCGUCGGCAAAGUCGACAGGCAAGAUCCUGAAUGAAGGCAAGCUACAAGCAGAGGUCGCGAGUUUCAGAGAUGCGGUAGAGAGAGAUUCAGAGGCUUAUCGCACAUCGAGUCAUCUUCAUGAUGAUGGUAUCAUUGAUCCGAGAGAUACGAGAAAUGUGUUGGGCAUGUGUUUGGAGGUAGUGAAGCAAGUACCUGUAGAAGGUAGUUCUAGCUCGAAAGUGCUUGCAAGAAUUUAG